This is a messenger RNA of Scomber scombrus (Atlantic mackerel), 669 nucleotides long. Its product is annotated as nuclear pore complex protein Nup160-like. Gene Ontology annotation, molecular function: structural constituent of nuclear pore. NCBI's taxonomy places the organism in Eukaryota, Metazoa, Chordata, Actinopteri, Scombriformes, Scombridae. Bases 1 to 669 code for a protein of 222 amino acids. Gene Ontology annotation, cellular component: nuclear pore. The transcript has 5 exons. The record is from RefSeq and is a predicted model, not a curated record.
AUGGCGGCGGCGCUACAGCGGAGCUUCAUAGAGAUCUGUGGCUUUGAGAGGGAAACUCUGCAGAGGUUCCGAGAAGUCACAGUAAACCUCGGUCUCAGUCCUCUUCCCGGUGGAGUGAAGUUCCCGGACAGUGCCGGAGCCUUUCAUUAUGAGGACAGUUCAAAGCUGCUGUCUGUCACCAGCAACAGAUUCAUUCACUGGUCAACCUCGGGGGACACGGUGCAGCUGCUGGAACAGUCUCUGGACACCAACCUGCUCAACAACGCCGUUAAAGUUAAGUUCAGCCACUGCACCGUGCUGCCGGGCGGAGUCACCAUCCAGGAGACGCUCAACAAUGUCGUCAUUCUCAUCAGCACCAACCAGAGCGUCCACAGGCUGGUGCUGCCUCACCCCACCCGCAUGUAUCGCAGCGAGCUGGUGACGGAGCUCCACAUGCAGUCCGUCUUCUCUGACGUCGGGAAGCUGAGUCUGCAGGAUCCGUCUCACAGCGCCGUCAUCCCGACCGCGGUGGGACAGACGGGGAGUCCGAGCACGUCCGCAGCCUGGCUCAGUCAAGCGGGGGAGGCUCACUACGCCCUGGCUUCACCCGCAGGAGGCAUCAUGGUCGUUACUCUGCCGCCUCACGACACACAAGGAUCAGAGAAGGUCAUAAGCUCUCAUGCUGGAUGA